AUGGCAGAGGACCCGAAGAAGCAGAGAACUUGCAGAGAAGUGGCAGCAGCAGAAAAUAAGCAGCAGCAGAACCAGGAGACCAGCAUGUCCCCGGACAUUCCCCGGGAGCCCUCUCUGAGCAUGAGGUUGCCGGCCUGGCCCGAUUCUCCCUUCGCAGGCCGGGUGCGUGGGGUCCAUGGCCCUCUUGCCGCUGGCUGCCCGCGCGCAAGGGUGAAGAUGCCGACUGUCCGAGCGGCUGCGACCAUGUACUCCUGCGCCCAGAUGUCGGUGGGUGCCCGCCGGUUUCAGGUGUGGAGGAGACCCGGGAAAGGGCGGGGCGUCCGAGGGCGGGACGCUCAGGCCCCACCCCGCGCCCGCUUCCACGCUGUGCGGCCAGACAGUGAAGCCGAAGCCGAGUCGCCCGUGGCCUUAGCGCGGCGCAGCCGGGAUGCGCGUAGCGGCGGCCGGGCCAACGCGGCCGGGAGCGCGGGGGCCGGAUCCAGGAUCGGCGGGGCCGGGCCAGGGGCCGCACUGAGGGCGCCCUGCGCGCUGCUGCUGCUGGUGGUGCUGGUGCUGUGCGCUUACUGCCUGGGCGCCGUCCAGGGCCGCUGCCUGUCCACCGCCCGCGCCCCCGUGCCGGCUCCCGCGGCGCCCCGUGCCGCCCGCCGCCCGGGGGUACCCAGCCUGCGAGUGGCCAGCGGCCACGGCCGUCAGCGCUUCCCGCAGGCGCUCAUCUUGGGCGUGAAGAAAGGCGGCACGCGCGCGUUGCUGGAGUUCCUGCGGCUGCACCCCGAGCGCGCGCUCGGCUCCGAGCCCCACUUUUUCAACAGGUGCUACGAGCGCGGCCUCGCCUGGUACCGGAGCCUGAUGCCUCGAACAGUGGAGGGGCAGAUCACCAUGGAGAAGGCCCCUAGCUACUUUGUGACAUGUGAGGCUCCCCAUUGUAUCCACGGCAUGUCCCCGGACACAAAGCUGAUAGUGGUAGUGCGCAACCUCGUGACGUGGGCCAUCUCCAACUAUGCCCAGGCUCUCUCCAGAAUGCCAGGCCUGCCCAGCUUCCGUGCCCUGGCCUUCUGCCAUGGCCUGGGCCCUGUGGACACAGCCUGGAGUGCCAUGCACAUUGGCCUGUACGCCCAGCACCUGGCCCACUGGCUUUGUUACUUCCCUCUGUCUCACUUCCUAUUCGUCAGGGGUAAGUGCCUGGUAAGUAACCCCGCUGGGAAGGUGGGCCGAGUGCUGGGCCUCAAGCGGGUCAUCACAGACAAGCAUUUCUACUUCAAUGCCACGAAGGGCUUCCCCUGCCUCAAGAAGGCCCAGGGGGCCAGGCAGCCCCACUGCCUGGGUAAGUCCAAGGGCCAGCCCCACCCCCGCGUGCCCGAGGCCGUGGUCCAGCGCCUUCACGACUUUUACCGGCCCUUCAACUGCAAGUUCUACCAGAUGACCGGCCACGACUUUGGCUGGGACUGACUGCCCCAUGUCCUGCCCAGGGAUGCCUGGGUACCUUAAUUUAUGUCUGUUCACUGGCCAGAGUGGGUUGCUUUUAUGUGACGUACUUGAGGAAAAAAUGUUGUCGGUAUUCUUCAUGUGACCUGGAAGGCUGGGCAGUGGGGAUGGGAGUGCCCCAGCCAGGGAAUAAUCAAGCCAGCCCACCCUACAGAGUGUGAAUCGUUGUGAGGCGCCAUUCAGAACCCGAAGUGGAAGGAGCCCUGGUGGUGCUAACCGAAAGCACUCGGCUGCUAAACAAAAGGUUAGUGGUUCGAACCCACCCAGCGGCACCAUGGGAGAAAACCUGGCAAUUUGCUCCCACAAAGAUUACAGCCUAGGAAAUGCUAUGGGGCAGUUCUACUCUGUGGCAUGGGGUAGCUAUGAGUUGGAAUUGCCUGGACAGCACCCAACAACAGUGCACAGUGGCCGCUGGCUCCUGCCAGUGAGUAUGAAGUGACCCCAUGUCUAUUUGG
This is a messenger RNA of Loxodonta africana (African savanna elephant), 1937 nucleotides long. It is a transcript of the gene HS3ST6, whose product is annotated as heparan sulfate-glucosamine 3-sulfotransferase 6. Lineage: Eukaryota; Metazoa; Chordata; Mammalia; Proboscidea; Elephantidae. The record is from RefSeq and is a predicted model, not a curated record. Gene Ontology annotation, molecular function: sulfotransferase activity.